This is a messenger RNA of Raphanus sativus (radish), 707 nucleotides long. Its product is annotated as probable histone H2A variant 3. The transcript has 2 exons. Gene Ontology annotation, cellular component: nucleosome. Bases 141 to 545 code for a protein of 134 amino acids. NCBI's taxonomy places the organism in Eukaryota, Viridiplantae, Streptophyta, Magnoliopsida, Brassicales, Brassicaceae. Gene Ontology annotation, molecular function: protein heterodimerization activity; structural constituent of chromatin; DNA binding. The record is from RefSeq and is a predicted model, not a curated record.
UUACUUGAGAAAGGCGUCCGUCUACUUCUCUUUUAAUUUUAUCCGGUCCGGAUCUCUCUCUCUCUCUCCGACACAGACACACACUCUCUCUAUAUCUCUUCGUGUAAGACACUGGUGUGACUGUUUUAAAGGCGGGGAAAAUGUCAGGAAAAGGAGCGAAAGGGCCGAUAAUGGGGAAAUCAAGCGGUAACGACAAGGACAAAGACAAGAAGAAACCCACUACUCGCUCUUCUCGUGCUGGUCUUCAGUUUCCAGUUGGGAGAGUCCACAGACUGCUGAAAGGAAGGUCAACCGCUCACGGACGCGUCGGCGCAACCGCAGCCGUUUACACAGCCGCUAUUUUGGAGUACUUGACCGCAGAGGUCUUGGAGCUCGCUGGUAACGCGAGCAAGGAUCUGAAAGUGAAGCGUAUCACACCGAGGCAUCUGCAGCUCGCUAUCCGCGGUGACGAAGAGCUCGAUACUCUCAUCAAAGGAACUAUCGCUGGUGGUGGUGUCAUUCCUCACAUUCACAAGUCCCUCAUCAACAAAUCUGGCCAAGAAUAGCUCCUCUCUACCUCAUCAACUCUGUCUCUUUUGGACCUCCUUUUUGUUAAAUAGUGGUCUAUGUUUUAAGAUACUAGUGGAGAUUGUCUGUUUGUUUGUUUGUUUAAGACUCACGUGUGACUUGUUUCUCUCGUUUCUGAUUAGUGUUUUGGUGUUUGAUCA